AUGGCUCUGGCAUUCCGUGGUGCUUUAAGAUCUGUGGCGAGGAGGCUCCAAGUGCGUAGCUAUGCAGAUGCUCCUAAAGGUGACGAAAUGGCACUCACAUUUGCUGCUGGCAACAAGGUAUUCUAUGACAAAAAAGUUGUCAAGCAAGUUGAUGUGCCAUCUAUGAGCGGAGCAUUCGGUAUCCUGCCUAAACAUGUCCCCACACUCGCUGUCCUGCGCCCUGGUAUUGUUACUGUGACGGAAAAUGAUGGAAAAGUUAGCAAAAUCUUUGUAUCUUCUGGCACGGUCACAGUUAACGAUGAUUCCUCCGUUCAGGUCCUUGCUGAGGAAGCCCAUCCUCUGGAAAACCUUGACCGAGGUGCAGCCCAGGAGGCCCUUAGCAAAGCUCAGUCUGAAUUAAGUUCCGCUGGUAACGAAAAGGCCAAGGCUCAGGCAGCUAUCGCCGUAGAAGUCGCCGAGGAGAUUGUCAAGGCUGCGUCUGGUUAA
Spodoptera littoralis (African cotton leafworm) is the source of this 486-nucleotide messenger RNA. Lineage: Eukaryota; Metazoa; Arthropoda; Insecta; Lepidoptera; Noctuidae. The record is from the annotation of a GenBank genome assembly.